GAGAACUCGGACGGCAACAAAGAACAGUUUCCCAUUUCUUUCUUCAGUCCCUCCUCGAGCAAAGCAACCAUGGCCGGUCAACAUCCGGAUCUUGAUCUAGCUCCGGUCGUCGAUGCCUACGGCUACCUCAAAAUCGUCCUCAACCCGGAUGGCACGGUCACGCGCGGCCUCGAUGACCCAACUACCCCCGCCGUGCCCGAUCCCGACCACCCCUUCGCCGUCCGCACCAAGGCCGUGCCCCUCAACCCGACCCACAACACUUGGGCCCGGAUCUACGUGCCUCCCUCAUCACCAACGCCCGACCAAAAGCUACCGCUCAUCGUGUACUACCACGGCGGCGGUUUCGUACUCAUGUCCCCGUCCUCCGCGAUAAACCACAAUUUCUGCUCCCUCAUGGCGGCGAGCCUCUCUGCCGUCUUCGUCUCCCCCGGCUACUGCCUCGCUCCGGAGCACCGCCUCCCCGUGGCCUACGACGAUGCCGUGUAGGCCCUCCGCUGGGUCAGGACCGCCGAGGACGAGUGGCUUAGCGAACGGGUUGACUUCUCGCGGUGCUUCCUGAUGGGCACGAGCGCGGGACGGAACAUCGCAUAUCACGUGGGGCUGCGCGCGUGCGCCGCCACCGCCGCGGCCGAUCUGGAGCCUUUGGUGAUCAGAGGCCUGAUCUUGCACCACCCCUUCUUUGGUAGGUCCCGGAGGACCGAGUCGGAAGUGAGGCUGUUCAACAACUCAAUCCCACCGGUGAACGUGGCGGAUCUGCUGUGGGAGCUGGCGCUGCCGGUUGGUGCCGACCGGGACCACGAGUAUUGCAAUCCGACGUCUGUGGACAGAUCAGAGGAGUGGGAGAGGAUGAGAGCGAAGGGGUGGCGAGCGGUGGUGGCGGGCAGUGGCGGAAAUCCGCUGAUAGAUCAGUAGAGGGAGUUGACGGUGGAGCUGGAGGCGAAGGGCGUGGACGUGAUGGGCAUUUUCAGCGGCGAAGGCGAUUAUCAUGGAGUGGAGUUGGUGGAACCGGCUAAGGGAGAGUUGUUUGUGGAGAAACUGAAAGGUAUCGUUUGAGCUGGUGGCUCGGCUACGCCGGCAGCCCGGGACGGGAAGAUAAACGUCAAUCGAAGACGGAUGCCAUCCAUUGAAUACAAACAACCUUAUUUUUUGUAAGAAAGUGAAGAUGAGUAGCAUAAAUGUGUUCAUACAUCAUCCUUAUCUCCACCAUACGAAAAGGUAUAACUUCCAACCGCAAUAGACAUGAUGUGAUGCACAUAUGCUUUGCACUCUUUCACUCUUCCUUUCCGAUCAUUGAUGUGAGGGCCGAUCCGGGUCCUAAACCAGGAGGCUUUAACACGGAUUUUGCAUUGCUGAUUAAUUCUCGGAGCCGAGCUUUGGUUGGCAAGAUGGUCCCUUAAGUUUAGCAUUAACAGGCUCUACGUCUUGGGAGAUUUCUGAAUCGAUAUGUGUUGCACAAACUGUUUUGUAGUCGAAUUAUGGUGGAUUGCUCACGACGUGCCACUUUGAUUCGAUUGCACUGUUGUGUUGAAUGUGAUGAAAGGUAAAGCUUCAGCGUGUAUCAAGAGUACAAAAUACAACCUUUCAA
Molecule: messenger RNA, 1585 nt
Organism: Syzygium oleosum
Lineage: Eukaryota; Viridiplantae; Streptophyta; Magnoliopsida; Myrtales; Myrtaceae
Product: probable carboxylesterase 120
Exons: 1
Coding region: 70-486 (138 amino acids)
Molecular function (GO): hydrolase activity
Source: RefSeq, a predicted model, not a curated record